Molecule: messenger RNA, 5072 nt
Organism: Varroa destructor (honeybee mite)
Lineage: Eukaryota; Metazoa; Arthropoda; Arachnida; Mesostigmata; Varroidae
Biological process (GO): actin filament polymerization
Cellular component (GO): actin filament
Source: RefSeq, a predicted model, not a curated record
GAUUGUUGUGUUGUGUCCUGCAUGUGUGGAAAACACUCAGCAUUGGGAGCAAAUAAAAUCAAGAUUGUGUUACGUGAGCCCACCGGGUGGGAUAUUGCAAUCGCUGAGGCUUCAGCACGCCCCCUCUUCAAAGAUUCCGGAGGACAGCUCAUAAGAAUUAAUAAGGCUGGGAUAGUCGGCUGGGGCUAAGAAUCGAUGUCGUCGUAUGCUGACGAACCUCUUCCACCCGGCGUCAAUCCGGACGACAACAAAUCGGAUGAUGACAAUGAAUUGCUAUCAAUCCCUACGCCACCGUUGCCUCCUGGGGCGCCUCCACCCCCACCAAACGCUAUCCCGAAUUUCGCCGCAGCGGCCAUCAAACGCAGCGAUUCCCCCUACAGUAUAGGCGAUUCGCUAUCGGAGCCAGAAAGUGAUGACUGUGCACCACUGCGUGGAUUGGCCGAUGAUCUCUUACCACCAGGAGUUGAAAAGGGCGAUAAUAAGGAUAACCUACCGGCUGUAAAACCACUUCCGCCACCUCCAAAAUUUGUUCUUGACGAUGAACUUUGCAAGAAGCUUGCCCAGCGGAAGGUAAAAUGUUAUUUCAUUGAGACGAUGGUUAACAUGGGGUUGCCCAAAGAAGCUUUCGAAGCAUUGGCUGCCAACCCGCACCCGAACCUACUGUGUAGAGAGAUGGUAAAACGCCGUCUGUGGCCUCCGCCGCCACCAGGCGCAAUGGAUGACUUACCUCAUCUCGAACUGUUCGACGACCCAGAAGGUCCUGUAUUUCCGGAAGGUUUGCACACUCUAAUUAAACGACUAACGCCAUUACACGAUGAGGAGGGCACUCCGCUAGCCCGAUUGCCGCCUGGUAGUGUCCCGCUCAUCGAAAUGGCGAGUCGCAUCUAUGGGGAAGCGUUGCAGCGAUGCCGCGAAUCAGCACAACCCAAAUAUCGGAUCCCUUCUCCGGAAUACGUUCCACUACCACCGCCAGUGGCGCGGCCAGAGACUCCCCCGCUACCGCCCACUCCUCAGCCAGUGCCGGAAUCAAAGAAACGUGUUAAAAAACUUCUUGAGCAGAAACUAGCGGCUCGAAAAGCCCAGAUUGAAUUGAACCAGAACAGCAAAACAUUCAACUUUAGUCACCUUGUCAACAUGAGGAACGCAUUACGUAGAGAAGAAAAAGAAGAACUGGCGUUACCUCGUGAUGAUGACAAUUCAACGGGCGCAACGAUGGCGAGCAUUUUGAACGAUGACAGCUCACAAGAAGACAGCGACGUUUCUUCAAAUUUGCCCACACGGAGUAGUCCGACUAUUGGAAUAGAAGAAGGAGAGAUUUUAACCUCGGCAAAAACAACCCGAAGCAUCAAAUUGCGUGGCGCAACCUUGAAGGUGGCUCAACAAACAGCAGCAUCGCCCGUGAGGCCCGUUGUUGUAGCUAAGCGGGCUCUGUCUCCCGAUAACGAAGCAAAUAGCAGUGUUGCCAAACGGAAAGAACGCCGCCGACGCUGGGAUGUUUUGCCUAACGGGGUCAAGCUCGACGCGGCUGAUGAGGUUGAAGAAAGCAUUAAUCUUAAAGAAAACCGGUCAAACGCCGUCAAGCUCGAAACCCUUAAAGGGCGUACGUCAGGCAAAACAGAAAAAGAGCAAGACGCGGAUAGCAAUAUAGUAAAGGCUGGCAAAAGUACGAAUCGAAAGGACGCGCUUCGAAAAUUGUCAUUCGGCACAGAAGAGGAGGACCUAGAGAAGCGCCGUGAAGAGGAAAAGAAGUUGGCCGAAGAGCGGCGUAUGAAAGAGCUCGAGGACGAGGCCAUCAGACAGCAGAUCGAAGCCGAUUUGAAAGCCAAAGAAGUUGAGGAGCGCCAAAGGCGAAAGCGAGAACAACAGGAAGCCGACCGGAAGCGACUUGAGGAACUGGAAGCGAAGAGACGCGCUCGGGAAGCCGAACACAAAACGAAGAAGGAUUCUAAGUUUAAUCAGAAUGAUCGAAUGCAUAAAGCACCAUGCAAAGUGGAUUCGAAGGAGCGAUCCGAUAAUAAUAAUAGAAAAGAAGAUAAGAAACCUAAGGAUCCAGAACUUGAAGCAAAUGAUGCCUUCGAUAACCGAAAAGAAACCAAAUUACGAGGAGAGCGGAAUAGCGACACCGUAGAACCUGCCAGCAAAGAGAAGGAUACUAAGAAACGGACUGACAAAAACAAAACUGAUUCAAAGAAUCGAGAAAGUGAAGACUCAAAUACACAGACAGCUAAGAGGCAUGAUGACAAAAAACGAAGUCAAGGAAUAACAGAGAGCUCGAUGGAGCGCGAAGCUAACGAUCGAGGACGUUCAUCUGUCGUAGUCAAAUCAGAGGCAAUGGAUAAAUCUCUCACGGAGAACAAAACAAUAAAGACUGAAGUUGGUGAUGAUGGCGAUAAGGAGACUGAUAAACCUAACGAUAAGCCCACAGGAAUGAAUCCUAAACUACAGGAGUUGGCCAAGGCAAUGCAAGUAGCUGUCGGACCUGUGGCAGUAGCACAAGAGCGCCUACUUGAGAUGGUCCUAAAAACUCUGCUCAAGGAGAUACAAGCACCGCAGGUCAGCGGCGAAUUGGAAGCUGUGGCGGCAACAUCGGGAACUACUGCAGGGCAGGCGACCAGUACAUUAAUUCCAAUAUCGACCGAACAGCAAGUCAUUAAUAACUUGCCUGCAACUUCUGCUCAGACCUCUACGGAUGCUGAGCUAAGUACUAAGUCAAAGACCAUGGCGUCGCCUAAACCUGAUCAGGGAAAAUCAAUUGAAUUGGAUAAGAUGAAAUCCGGAAAUGAUCUUUCACCAGAAAAAGGGAUCAAACAAGAAUGUGCUAUCCCCGUUGACGACAUUUGCUCUAGGUCCGGGAAAUCGGUAGAUGGAAAUGUACAAGCUACAAGCGGCAAUGAAAAGAGUGGCGGAUCGAAAAAAAAGGAUGAAGCCAAGAAGAAAAAGAAAAAAGACAAGAAAAGUCGGAACCGGCGGCUCCGAGAAUCAACUGAAGAGACAACAGAUCAACAACAGCGUGUGGUUAAAGCAGAGGCCGCGUUCUUCGCAGGCGACGAGGUAGAGACAGUCGUCGAUCGCACCUUUAAACGUCAUCUGCGCUUCCCCAUUUUCGGUAUUCGUUGUACAAACACUGAACCACCUCUAAGGUUUUCAGCAAAUUUAGCCCACCAAAAGGAUCUUAUUGCAUUGGUUGAUCGGGUGCGGCCAGUGGAGAGCAUCGUCUCAAGACGAAGUGUUGAAUCGAUAAAAACACUAGAGCAUAUAGUAGCUAUGGAGGAUGAUAAGCUCUCUCCAACAUUGGAUAAAUUGGAAGAAGAAGAAAUGGCUCGGCAGGGAGAUGUGGAUGAAGCUGAAUUUUUGGGAGAUGAGCUAUUGGCGACAGGGGUGCUGGGAAUGGCCGUCCUUGAAGGUGACCAUGAAGAUCAUUUAACAAAACCAGUGAAUAACAAAAAUCUCAUUGAAAUAACUCCUACAGCUAGCCAUUCUGAAAGUGAUGGUGCUACCUACACAGGCAAUCUUCUCGAAGUACCCAUAGUCUGUGCUGCAGAAUCAACAUCGUCGCCUAGUAGCGCUGGCCAAUCAUCGGCUGUGUCACAGCAAGAUUCUCCCGAAUCGACGACGGGCCCGCCAAAGUCUAACACGGGCCUGCCCGCCAAACCAAAGGCGGCACGUGCUAAGUCCGUGUCAUUCUUCGAUGGGACAGUGCCAGAAAAGGAUCCGCAGGUUCGGUCGCCACCUCCGCCUUCACCGUCGCUCACUGAACGUCGUAGAAACCGACAGGGCCAAAAAGUGCCUCUGCUACCACCUGCUACCUUAGUUCUAGCGGCUCAGGGUCGUAAGCGUCCAGGAAGUCCUCCGCCGGCUCCAACCCCUCCACCUCCACCUGGCCGACCGAGCAUACUUUAUAUAGAGAACCCUAUUACGCACCAACUGUAUGAAGUAAUACAUCCUGGUAAUGGCUUAGUCAUGACACCUGGUGGUCUAGCAGACGUUCGCGCGGAUCCUGCCAACCACAAGUACAUCUAUGCGGAAGUAGAAGGCGCUGAAGCAGCUGGACCUGUUCUUGUCGAAAACUUCAUGCCAAGGGUCCACCUGUUUCCGUAUCUUGUACAAGCUAUGGCUAACACAGGAACCCUACUAUAAAGACAUCUGUGAAGUAACGCGGCAGAUCCAUGUCACACUUAUAAGAAAACAAAAGCGCAAACAGGAGAACCGCUUUUUGGUUUAACAGGCUUCGAGGGGGUGGAAGUUAGGUAACAACAAGCUUAGCUUUUCUUGUGUGACAGAUGAAACUAAACCUGUAUAUUUAUAGUGUAAUGAUAGUUACAUAGGAUAAUUAUUACUAGAUCGUGUGACUGAAUGAAUUUAAUGGACAGCGUAGUGGCUGCAUAUUUGAGAAAACGUGGGCAUGUUGCUAGAGGAAACGUUUGUGGAGAAUUUAUCACCCAUUGGUUUGAUUUAAUUUACUUUUACUUCAAUAUUUGACGCCUCACUAAUCAUGUUCGCUAUUGCAUCCUCUCAAUUCGGUUUUUCUCGACUCGCUUAAAACAAUCUUUUGAUAUUCAAAUAAUUUAUGUUGUGGAAGGUUUUGAAAAAAUGAUCUGAUGGUUUCGUAUAUAGUCAUUCACAUUCUACAUGUGAGGCUAAUAUGUUUGAACUAAAUUCAUUAUUUUAUUACCUGAUGUAGUACUGUUAAUAGUUGGCACAUGUAGGCGAUUUCAAUGUCCAAUUAACAGAAAUUUCAGGAAAGCCAUUAUUUGAAAAUUAUCCUACUUGUUCAUACUGCCAAUGACAGACCCAAUGAAGUCACUAGAAUUUGUAACGACGUUAAAAAAUGAAUGCUGCUGUACAGUCGAACUCCCCUGUUGCUAUAGUAAACAACUGUUGCGGGUUGAAAUUAAUAAAAUAUAUAAUAAAAUAGUGUAUGUAUAAAAUGUUGCAGAUGAUCUCAUGGAGUUAAGAAAGCUUCAUGCCGAAGCUCAAUUCAUUGCUAUGUAUAUAUUUCGACCAAACAAUAAGGUUUAGUAAUUUUUAUACGACUCUAUGAUUUAUUAUUUAAAUAAUAAAUUUGAUCUGCU